GAUCCACACUCCGAAGCAGAAGGUGGUGGUAAUGCACUUUAAUACGCUGGUUGCCAAGCGCCGUUGAAACCCAAAAAGAAGCAGAAUAGAGGAGGAGGACCCGGGCCGGAGCAGAGGACACAUAGAUCACAUCCGGGGCUGGUUUAUUCUAAUAACCAAACGUCCAACCCGGAAAAAAAGAUAUCUCUUCUGUAAUCCGAUCACACAAACAAACAGACAAGAGUGUGAGAGCCUGAUGCAUGCCGGCUUUGUAAAUGUCCGCUGUUUGUAAAAGUUAUUGAAAGUUUGUCUAACAUGCUCGUUAUUUACCAGAUUCGGGUCUCUCCUCUGUGCUUCGGAGCCGUGCGGGGCGCUGGCUGUGGCGCACACUGACUCCACAGCGGCAGCAGCAUGCCAUACGUGGACCGGCUGAACCGCGUAUGCGGCUUCCUGGACAUCGAGGAGAAGGAGAACAGCUGCCGCUUCCAGAGGCGAUACUUCAUCCUCGACACGCAAGAAAAUGCUCUUCUGUGGUAUAUGGACAACCCUCAGAACCUGCCCAGUGGAGCGAGCUUUGUUGGCAGCCUGAAACUAACCUACAUCUCUAAGGUGAGCGAAGCUACAGCAAAGCAAAAGCCAAAGACAGAGUUCUGUUUUGUCAUCAAUGCAGUUUCCCGGAGGUACUUCCUCCAAGCCAACGAUGUGACUGACAUGAGGGACUGGGUGGCUGCUCUCAACAAAGCCAGCAAGAUAACCGUUCCUAAGUCUGGCCCUGCACCUCCAAGGUCCGAUGUGUCCGCAGUCAUCAGCGACACUCAGGGAGGGAAGAGACAGCACGCCUACAAGACUGAGAUCAUCGGCGGCGUGGUGGUGCACACUACCAUCCAGAAUGAGUGCGAAGAGACAGAAGGGAGAGAGAGGAAGGGCAACCGGCCAGGCGUGCUGAGGUGCGGUUACUGUGUCAAACAGGGAAAUGUGAGGAAGAGCUGGAAAAGGAGGUUUUUCACCCUAGAUGACAAUGCAGUCAGUUACUACAAGUCUGAAAUGGAUAAGGAGCCUCUCCGAGCCGUUCCACUGAGGGACAUUCAGAAGGUCCAUGAAUGUCUCGUCAAGUCAGGGGAUCUCCUGCUGAGAGACAACCUGUUUGAGAUCAUCACCAGCUCCCGAACCUUCUACAUUCAGACAGACUCUCCGGAGGAGAUGCAUGGCUGGAUCAGGGACGUUGAGAUGAAGAUCCAGGACUUCAGAGGUCCCCCUAAGGGUUUUUCAUUUAAACGUGCGUCCUCUCUCUAUCGAAGUCCCAAUGCCUCCUCAGCGCCUCGAGGCCAACAGAGUGAUGAGCGCAGACCUCCACUGGUCAAGUCCUGCUCUGUGGCGCCGGGCUGGCAGCCCUGGACGCCUGUCCCUCCGUGUGAGCCUUCCAUCCUGGAUGCAGAGGAUGAAGACAGUGCUUUCAGCUCUGUGCCCACCUUGCCUUCUCUCUCCUCUUCCUCCACCUCUUCCUCCACCUCCUCCUCCUCCAACUCCCUCUCCGCCCCGAUCCCUUGCCCCAAUGCACCUCCAGCAGCUUCAAUCAGCGGACUGGGGAUCCUCACAGCGUCGGGAGAUGUGGCCAGCGGGCGUCGGAGGCACCGCUCGCAGCCUCAGCCUCACACCGGCUGCAGCUUCCCCUUCAGCCUGGACGACGACAGCCUCCGCACCACGGACGUCUAAGUUCAGUAAAAUCUGUCCAGACUCCUGUGUGGACUUGAGUGUUGGUACUUGCUUUAAAAUGAAUGUGACUAUUAAUAAUAGUAUUCCCUGCUAAUGAAGUGACACUGUGACCAUCUGCCCGGAUGCCAUGACGUGAGAUUGGGGUCUCCUGUUGGUUUUGUAGCUGUAAUGCAGACGAAGGAUGGACCCAGCUGGAAGGGGACCAAGAGGCGCAGUGUUUGUUGUUCACAGGACUGUGAAGAAGUAUGAUGGAGAAUUUUUAGUUUAACUUCCUCUGAAAACUUGAAUAAUCUUGUUGUUAAUUGUUCUUGCAGACUUACAAAUUAUGGCACAUGCUUUCGAUCGGUUGCACUUGGCUCCCCUCGGAGAUAUAAAUCAUAAAGAACGUGUUUUCAACCCCGCUAGAAGUAUUCACCAAGAAGUGUUUAAAGGCAUUUAAACACAUUACAGUCUAUCGUUUUUAUAUUCAAGCUUAUGUUCACAAAAUACUUUUAAAAAAGGUGGGUCUUUUUAGUUUUUUCUUGCCUCCUUCUUCCUGAGACAAACAUUAUGUGACAUUAACUUACCUUCGUUAAUAAUUAACAAACAUUGUAUUACUAACGUCUAAUCAGGUUUCAGCG
Molecule: messenger RNA, 2312 nt
Organism: Perca fluviatilis (European perch)
Lineage: Eukaryota; Metazoa; Chordata; Actinopteri; Perciformes; Percidae
Exons: 12
Coding region: 391-1692 (433 amino acids)
Cellular component (GO): membrane; cytoplasm
Molecular function (GO): PDZ domain binding
Source: RefSeq, a predicted model, not a curated record